Molecule: messenger RNA, 765 nt
Organism: Eubalaena glacialis (North Atlantic right whale)
Lineage: Eukaryota; Metazoa; Chordata; Mammalia; Artiodactyla; Balaenidae
Gene: TMEM126B
Product: transmembrane protein 126B
Exons: 5
Coding region: 5-697 (230 amino acids)
Biological process (GO): mitochondrial respiratory chain complex I assembly
Cellular component (GO): mitochondrion
Source: RefSeq, a predicted model, not a curated record
CAAAAUGGCGGCGGUCGGGCGUGAGGCUGGAGCCGACCGGAGGGCUGCAGGUGUGGUGCAGGUGGGAGCUGGGGAAGCGCCCAAGGACAUCAAGAUGCCAACAUACAUAUAUGGUCAGUCCAGUCCUUCUCUAGGAGAUGCAAAUCUCAGAAAACCAAUGGUCAUCGAAAUCAUAGAAAAAAAAUUUGAAUAUCUUAGGAAAGAAAAGACUUUAAAUAUAUAUGGAACAGUGACCUUUGGAACAACAGCUGGUUUCUCUGGAAUAUUGGCAAACUUAAUUUUCAGACAUUGCUUCAAGGUUAAACAUGAUGCUUUGAAGACAUACGCAUCAUUGACUACACUUCCAUUUUUGUCUACUAUAGUUUCUUGUGAGCUUCUUGUAAGACAUGCUUUGUAUUCAGGUAAUAUAAGCCGGGAAAAUUGUGUUCUGAGAAGUUCACUGAUUGGCAUAGUGUGUGGUGUUUUAUAUCCCAUUGCUUUAGCUUUUUCUAAAAAUGGACGUCUGGCAGUCAAGUAUCAUACUGUUCCACUGCCACCAAAAGGAAGGGUUUUACUUUAUUGGCUGCUGCUUUGUCAAACAGAGAUAAAAGCAAUGGUGAUUCCUCUUAUCCUUCAGACAGCCCUUGGAAUAUAUCAUGGUCUAGAGCAUUAUGCAAUAUUCGAAAGUACACUUGAGAAAACUGUACAUGAAGAUUAACCAAAGAAUGAAUGGAUACUAAAUCAGCAUAAUGGACUUUUUUAUGAUGAGGACUUAGGCACUGCUGA